Molecule: messenger RNA, 5024 nt
Organism: Micropterus dolomieu (smallmouth bass)
Lineage: Eukaryota; Metazoa; Chordata; Actinopteri; Centrarchiformes; Centrarchidae
Product: laminin subunit alpha-3-like
Exons: 29
Coding region: 44-4051 (1335 amino acids)
Biological process (GO): cell adhesion
Source: RefSeq, a predicted model, not a curated record
ACCUGGAGCGUCAGUUACUCUCUCUGAAAACAACAAAGCCAGGAUGAUGGAGGAGGGUCAGCGCAUCAUGCAGGAAAUAAGAGAAAGAAGCUGCUUUGUUCAGAGAGGCAAAGCCGGGAGAGAGCGGGAGGAGGCACAGAGAUUGUUGGACAUUAUCAGGAACAACAUGACAGUUGCUGUGAAAACCAGCCAAGCUGUAUUAAAUCAGCCUGCAGACUCUUCUCUGAUGGAAGUGGCUGAUCUGCUGUCAGACGCAGAGGACAGAGUUAACAGAACACUGGGCCUACACCUGAACAGUCGUACUAUGCUACAGCAUCUGGAGCACCUUCACACUCAGCUGGCAAGCGAACAAAGUACGCUCCUACCUGUGACUAAAAAUGAAAUGACUAAAGAUCUGCUAAAGAAUAUUACCGACAUCUUUUUGAUGCUUGAGGAAAUUAAAAAAGAAUUUGAGAUUUGUGCAGCUCAGCUGGAUGGUGCCAAGCUGGAGCUCUAUAGCAUCUUCCAAAUUAUGGCAAGGGUGGAUAUUGUAACUAAUGCUGAGGAGCAUGCAGAGGAGCUUGACAGAGUGGCAGCAGAAUUUCAACAAUUGCUUCAUGAUGCUACUAACAGCACUGACCUGCUCAGUGUCCUGGGUGUCCAGGGUGUAGGAACUUACAACAGCAUCAUAAAUGCCAUAGAAAAGGCAGACAUGGCAGCAAAUCAGUCCAGAGUAGCUGCUGAUCGAGCCUUAAAGGAUGUGGAAGAGGGAGGCCUGGUCAACAGGGCUGAAGGAAUCAAAGAUAAUUCAACUUGUUCACGGAUAGAAGCCAAUGAGACUCAGAGUGAUCUUAAAAUGAAUGUCCUCAAAGAUCGUGUGAAUAAGCAAAAGGAUAAAGGAGAAUCACUGAGAAUGAGCAUCUCAAUCGUCAGCGAUGACAUCAAAAAGAUCAAAAGAGAUGACACAGAAGUCCUGAUAGAGUCUGCAAAAACCGCUGCCUCUUCAUCAAACUCCACAGUCAGUAACAUAACAGAGAGACUGAGAAAUAUCAGCCAGGAUGUGGAGAGAAUAGAUUUAACCAAUGUCAGUUUGGAUAUAGACAAUAUGUUGACUGAUGCAGACCAGACAUUGAAGAACUUGAACAAAUCCCUCCCUGUGUGGAAAGACAAAAUCACUGAAGUUGAGGCUCUCAGUGUGAAGGCGCUUACUAGUGCCAACAUGACAGAAAGCAUCAGGAGAAUCAAGGAUGUGAUAGUGGACACAAGAAACUUUGUUAAUAGGCUCUCAGUUGUCACCACUUUCAACGGAAAGGGUCACGUGGAGCUUCAUCCUCCGAGAAACCUUGAAGACAUAAAAGCAUUUACAGCUGUUGAUUUGCUUCUCAACCGCCAUCAAAACAAUCCCUCCGAGGUUGACUACAGACGUAUGCGACGUCAGGACAAACACAGAGAUGCCAGCUUCUUUGUUUUGUACCUGGGCAACAGGGAGGCUUCUGGAGACUACAUUGGGAUGGCUAUCAGGAGAAAUGUGUUGGUUUGUGUUUACAAGUUGGGUGGAGUUGUCCAUGAGGUGGAAACCAGCCAAAUAACAACAACCACCAAUGUGAACUCCUCAGACUUUGACAGGGUUAUCUUCCACAGAGUUUACCAAGAUGCUGAAGUUAACAUCACACAGAACUUCAAAUCACAGAAGCCCAUCAGGGUCUCUCCUAAACGUAACCUUCCAAACACAAUGUCCGGCAUCCUCGAACUGGAUCCAAACAAUGUUGUUUUCUACGUGGGUGGCUAUCCUCAGGACUUUACGCCUCCAGUGGAGCUGCAUUACCCCAAGUUCAGAGGAGGAAUGAAACUCUCCUACCUCAAUGACAAUCCUCUUUGUCUGUACAACUACAAGCGUGCAGUCAAUAUGGAUGCAAAGCAGCCACCUGUGAUGAUUCCUCAGUCAGAGGUGUCUGAUUAUUAUGAUGGAACAGGUUACCGAAUGGCGUUCAUAAAGGAGCCGGACAAGAUAAAAAGAAGACUGUUUAAAUUUCACACAAACAUUCGAGAGACAAACGCCUUGCUGUUCUACAUUGGAAAUGAUGAGUCUUUUUUCUGUGUGUUCAUGGAGAGAGGCUUCCUGGUGCUUCAAGGACAGCAAGCAGAUCAAGAGCUCAGAGUUCAGAGUGCCGAAAAAGUGUCUCUAUCCGACAAACACUUUGCAAUCACUAUUGCAGAUGCCUUUAUUGUGCACUAUGGAUCAAAGCAGAUCUCCACAGAUCACAAUCAAACAAACUACAUGAGUUAUUACAUCGGGGGUGUACCAGCACUGCUCCGACAGAGACACAACAUCACAGCUCCACCAUUGAGAGGAUGUGUGGAUCACCUCACAGCAGACGCUGAGAUCGUUACAUACAACAGGACAAUUGGUGUCAGCGAAGGAUGUCCAGUCUCACUACUGGGCGUUCGUGCAGCUACGUUGUACUCAGCUCUGUCUGUUGAUUCCCUGUCUGUCGGGGGUGAACAGCUGCUCAAAGUGUCUCUGGGCUUCAGUAGCACAGACAGACAUGGUACUCUUCUUGGGAGCAGCUCUCAGGACUCCACCUCUGUUCAUGACUUCCAGCUGUCCCUGGCUGAUGGCUAUGCAGUAUUUAUUAGUGGUAAUGAUACCUUGAGGUCAGAUAAAAGGUAUAGUGAUGGAAGCUGGCACUACUUGUCUGCAGUUAAGAUGCCAACAGGGUUGGAGCUCAGCAUUGAUAAUGUAAAAGUGAUUCAGGGACCAUCACCUCAUAUCAGGCCAGUGGAUCAAAAUGCGCAAGGAGGGAAAUUCUCAGGCUGCAUUGCUAACCUUUAUACAAGCAGGAUUGAGCAAGGCUUUAUACCUGCUGAUUUAAGCUCAUAUUCACUAACGGGAGAUGUAGUCCUUGGCCAGUGUAGUCUCCAUUCCCUACCACACUACAAGCUUUUACCAGCACCUGUGUUGAAAAGGCCCCAGAAACACACACCUAUUCAGGUUCCAGCAGGCAGCCAGUGUAGACAGUGGCGAGCACACCGUGGUGAAUACCAGCUCUUUGAGGGGCACAGCUGGCUCAGUUACUCCAUGCCACAACAGGACCUUAAUUAUAGGCCUCACUUUUCUCUUGACAUCAAGACCAAGUCAUCCAAAGGGCUGAUCCUCCAUGUAGCGGGGAGAGGAGGUGUCCCCCUGCUGGCUCUGUACAUGGCCAAUGGCAAGAUCAAGAUGUCUCUUGGGCAAAACAGAAUCAUCCAGCACAAGCAGAAGAGCAACGACGGGAACUGGCACAGAGUUGAGCUCAGUGUGGAGAAAAGCACUUUUCAUCUGCUGGUUGAUGGGAUCCGUGUGACAGAUGGAUAUCUGCCUAACAAUGAGGGAUCAUCUUUAGACCUGCACAACCCUGUGUAUCUGGGAGGUGAUCCAAUAAGCAAAACCACAAAAGGACACAAUGUUCCCACGAACAGUGUUAUUGGUUGUAUAAGGGAUUUCAAAAUGAAUGAGGAAGUAAUUGGGGAACCAGAGGCAAGCCACAAAACUUUACCCUGCUUUGAUGGGCUCACAGAGAUCGGGGCAUACUUUGGCGGCGGUCACAUUGUCUUAGAUAAUUACUUCACUGUUGGUUCCCAGUUUGUGUUGGCUUUUGAGCUGCGUCCUCAACACCUGACAGGUCUACUCUUCCAUGUUCGAAGUCAUAAGACCAGCCUUAAUGUGUUCUUAAUGGAAAACAAGGUGGGUGUCAUUUUGAAUGACGGCGCUGUCAGUGUUUCAGUGACUCCUCGUGAAAGCCUCUGUGAUGGAAAAUUUCACGUGGUCACAGUGUACAAACAACAUGAAAUUGUAAAACUAGUGGUGGACUCCAUGUCUAAACAGAAAGCUGCCCUCUUCACGUCCCCCUCGUACUCAACAACACUGGAUACACUUUACAUUGGAGGAACAACAAAGCGAAGCAAAGUCCCCGUGUCCUCACCAUUUGUGGGCUGCUUGCGCAAUGUGAAGCUUAAUGGAAGGCCUGUUGCAUUUGAGACAGGAUCCAGGGUGGUUGGCCCUGUGAGCAUCAAUAGAUGCCCUGCAGUCUAAGGAUGUGUAAUUACUGGGUGACACACCAACUUCUUUAACCCCCACAGACCAUUUGGCAUCAUUACAAAGACCUAAGCUUUGUGGAAACCCACAGAACUAAAUUAGAAUUUCUACCCCCCUUAGAUACUGUUGCAACGCCUGGCAAGCAGUCCCUGAUAACAGGGACAGAUUUUUAAUGACAGGCAAAGCAGUUCUUUUCAGUGUAGUGAAUCAUUCGAAUCACUUCAUUAAAAAGAUCUGCUCACCAAAUUGUUCAGUGCUUGACCUUUGCUGUGUAGGCCUACUAAAUGAACUGAAUCACAGUUCAGUUCAGCUUGUUAACUAGUGAACUGAGAACGGUCGUUGGUGAAUGAUAAGUCAGUGAGCUGAGAAUGUAGUUGGAUAAAAACACUGUUUGCAAACUGAAAGCUGAAAACAAAGUCCUACCCUAUAUGUUGGGGCAGGUAUACUUUUGUAUUAUUUUAUUUAAUAAAAUAUUUGGUAGUCCUUCCUACUUCAAGACGUAAAAGACAUGAGAGGGCGAGGGGCGGGCUUGAGAGGCUCAGCGACUGUCUAUGAAUCGAGGCUCAUGUUCUCUGUGAAUGUUCAGCGAAUGAUUCACUGAACAUGCCCCGGUCCCCUGCAGUGAGAGGAUCUGACACCGCCUCAGGCUCAGCCACCUGUUUUUCUUUCAUAUUGCAGGUUUCACUACGCAUUGUUAACUACAAAAGAUGGUUAGAUUAAAAAAAGAGGUAACCUGAUUUUGUGUGUCAUUUUAAAUGUAUUACAUUUAAUGAGGCCAGAUGAAGCAAUUUAGUUUAUGCACUCUAUGAUACCAUCCCCAAAUCAGAAUCGCUUACUAUCCCUUUAAAUAUUAUAAGAUUAAGAUUAUAAUGUUAUGUUAAUGUGUGUGUCGUUGUCUCUUGUCUCUUUUCUGUGAUGUUGCAAAUGGAGCUGCUUUGAUGCAAGAAAACAAUUUAAACUGGAUCUGACA